AUGGUCGCUUUCAAAUGGGGUGGGAAACCCAUCACAGGGUACAACCUGCUGAUAAUUGCCUUUGCCACGCUGGGCAGCCUCGCGUAUGGCUAUUCAGCAGCAAUCAUCGGCUCUACGCUGGGCCAACCCUCGUUCCUCGCCUACUUUGGCCUCGACACUGCAAGCAACUCCGCCGCGUUACAGGGUGCCAUAAAUGGACUCUUCCAGGCUGGAGGGCUCUUUGGGACUCUGGUGUUUGGAUUCCUGGCCGACAAGUGCGGACGAUGUAAGGCGAUCUUUAUAGCAACGGUUGUUGCUGUUAUUGGGGGUGCCCUGCAGGCUGGAUCUGUGCAUAUCGCCAUGUUCCUUGUUGCGCGAUUCAUUACUGGCUUUGGCAUUGGCGGACUUGUUAUGUUGGUUCCGCUGUGGCAGAGUGAGGUUGCCCCGUCACACUCGCGAGGUCUCCUUGUUGGUCUACACGGAGUCUCCAUCCUGGCUGGAUACUCGCUGUCCGCGUGGGUUGGGUACGGCUUCUACUUUGUGAAUGUGGCCGGGGCGCAGUGGCGUCCCCCUCUUGCGCUGCAGUGCUUCCCACCUCUUGCCCUUGGGGCCGGUAUCCUCUUUAUCCCCGAGUCCCCUCGAUGGCUCGUCGAGAAAGACAAGCUCCUCCAGGCAAAAGCCACCCUGGAACGAAUCUACCGCGACACAAACGACCCAAAUGGCUCAGAAGCCCAUCGCCAAUUCCAUCAAAUCCGCUCCCAGCUCGAAUUCGAGCGUGACCUCCCCUCCUCCUGGCUAUCCCUCCUCACAGUCCCCCAUUACCGCCGCAGAACCCUCAUCGGCUUCACAACCUUACUAGCCGGCCAGCUCACAGGAACAACCGUCAUAAACAACUACGGCCCAACCCUAUACAGCUCCCUCGGCCACGGCCCCGCAGCCAGCCUCGCCCUCUCAGCAGGCUGGCUAACAGAAGGUCUAGUCUGCAACAUCUUCAACGCCAUCCUGCUCGACUACGUCGGCCGCAAAUGGCUCAUGACGACGGGUCUAGCCGGGUGCGCGGUCUCGCUGCUCGGCGCAGGCAUAAUGGUCGCUCUCUACGGAGGAACCGAUAACAAGCCCGGGAACUCGGCGGGCGUGUUCUUCCUGUAUCUGCAUCUAACCUUCUACGCGACCUGCAUGGAUGCGUCGACGUAUGUCUAUGCGUCGGAGAUCUGGCCCACGCACCUCCGCGCGAAGGGGUUUGCUGUCUCGGUUGCGGGUUUGUUUGUGGGGUCGCUAACGCUGCUGGAGGCUGCGCCGACGGCGUUUGAGACGAUUGGGUUUCGGUUUUAUCUUAUUAUGAUGGCGUUUACGGUUGUUUGUGCGGUGGUCUUUGCGGUGUUUUUUCCCGAGACGAAGGGGUUGUCGUUGGAGGAGGUUGCGAGGUUGUUUGGCGAUGAGGUUGCUGUUUCUUCUGUGGGUGUUGAAUGUGCGGAUGGAGAGAGGACGAGGGAGAAGGAGUUGGAGUCUUGA
This is a messenger RNA of Aspergillus puulaauensis, 1491 nucleotides long. RefSeq names its product sugar porter family MFS transporter. The transcript has 2 exons. Gene Ontology annotation, cellular component: membrane. The coding region runs from base 1 to 1491 and encodes 496 amino acids. Lineage: Eukaryota; Fungi; Ascomycota; Eurotiomycetes; Eurotiales; Aspergillaceae. Gene Ontology annotation, biological process: transmembrane transport; carbohydrate transport. The record is from RefSeq and is a predicted model, not a curated record. Gene Ontology annotation, molecular function: carbohydrate:proton symporter activity.